This is a messenger RNA of Leopardus geoffroyi (Geoffroy's cat), 1912 nucleotides long. It is a transcript of the gene FAXDC2, whose product is annotated as fatty acid hydroxylase domain containing 2. The record is from RefSeq and is a predicted model, not a curated record. Gene Ontology annotation, biological process: sterol biosynthetic process. Bases 134 to 1132 code for a protein of 332 amino acids. The transcript is spliced from 9 exons. NCBI's taxonomy places the organism in Eukaryota, Metazoa, Chordata, Mammalia, Carnivora, Felidae. Gene Ontology annotation, molecular function: C-4 methylsterol oxidase activity; iron ion binding.
ACUCGAUCACCGAAGAGCUGCCAGGAUGGGCGGUGCAGUGACAGCCAGCAGCCGCCUAGGUAGGGGCUGAAGGCAAGAGAGGGAAAGCCUGAGCUGUGACCUCCGCGGAGCUGGGAAUAGGCCCGUUGCGCAGAUGAAGGGAGAAGCCAGAAGUAUGCGACAGGAGAAGCCCAAACAGGAGGAACGCAUCUGGGGCUCCAUGAAGAAGGCGGCUUUCAUCCUGGGCUCUGGCCUUCUCUUGCUUGUGGCCUUCUCGAACUCGGUCUCAGGGCAACUUCAGAGAUUUUGGGAUGCUGCUGGUUGUUUUCAGCAAGCCCAAUGGGAGAGGCUCCUGUCUACAUUCGAAGGGAAGGAGUGGAUCCUCUACAUUAUAGCUACCAUCCUAGUACCUGCUCUGCUUUUCUGGAGCUUCAACGGGCUUCUGCUGGUGGCUGACACAGCCAGAAAACCGAACUUCAUCUCCCGCUACCGAAUUCAAGUUGGCCAGAAUGAACCAGUGGACGCCAUGAAACUACGCCAGUCUAUGCGCACAGUUCUCUUCAACCAGUGCAUGAUAUCUGUCCCCAUGGUGGUCUUCCUCUAUCCCAUCAUCAAGGUGCGGGGAGACCCCUGCCGCCGAGAGCUACCCACCUUCCACUGGUUCCUUCUGGAGCUGGCUAUCUUCACUCUGAUUAACGAAGUCCUGUUCUACUACUCACACCGGCUCCUUCACCACCCAACAUUGUACAAGAAAAUCCAUAAGAAACACCAUGAGUGGACAGCUCCCAUUGGCGUGAUCUCUUUGUACGCCCACCCUAUCGAGCAUGUGGCCUCCAACAUGCUGCCGGUGGUACUGGGUCCCAUCCUAAUGGGCUCCCACUUGUCCUCCAUUGCCGUGUGGUUUUCCUUGGCCCUCAUCUGCACCACUGUUUCCCACUGUGGCUACCACCUACCUUUCCUGCCUUCACCUGAAUUCCAUGACUACCACCAUCUCAGGUUCAACCAGUGCUACGGGGUGCUGGGGGUGCUGGACCACCUCCAUGGGACUGACACCAUGUUUAAGCAGACCAAGGCCUACGAGAGACACAGACUCCUGCUGGGCUUCACUCCACUGUCUGAGAGCAUCCCGGAUCCCCUGAAGAAGAUGGAUUGAGAGAGGGCCCAAGUGCCACCUUGGCUGUCCCCCUCAGUGGACUGCUAAGGUGGCCUGAGGAGUGCUGAUUGUAUCUAACUCGCUCCUUCAGCCAUGCAGUUUCUUUCUGUCUUAUUUUACAGGUUUAUUUAUUUUUGAGAGAGAGAGAGAGAGCCAUGAGCAGGGGAGGGGCACAGAGGGGGACAGAGGAUCCGAAGUGGGCUCUGUGCUGACAGCAGUGAGCCCCACGUGGGGCUUGAACUCAUGAAAGGUGAGAUCAUGACUUGAGCUGAAGUUGGAUGCUCAACUGACUGAGCCGCCCAGGUGCCCCAGCCAUGCAUUUUCUAAUGACAGCACCACUGUGGCAAGGGGAAGCACAGCUUCCCAGAAAGGUAGGGCCAAGAAUGGGGCCAGGGCUCCCCCAACAGCCUCUGUUGUCCCUCAACAGGACCAGGAGUUGGCUUAAGGGGGAGAAACAAGAACAGUUCCCCAGAAUGGAGGCCAGUGAGAAGGAAGAAACCACCUUACUAGGGCUCAGGGCAAGUCCCCCGUGGUCCUUUGCUGUGGAAAGAGAGAGGUGAGACCCCGGGUGACUUUUUUAUGGCCUAGGCAAGACACAAAGAAUGCAAAGGUGGCAGUAAGACUGGAAGCCACUCCCAACUCCAGAGAGAGCUCCUUCUGGUGCCAGGGUGUGAGAGAACCAGAAGGUAUUGCUUUGCCCCUUCCUGCACCAAAAAGCUUUUCUUAUACCCUACUCUGGCCAGGGCCAGGACACCCCCAUUGCCAAUACACACACACACA